Molecule: messenger RNA, 9897 nt
Organism: Anolis carolinensis (green anole)
Lineage: Eukaryota; Metazoa; Chordata; Lepidosauria; Squamata; Anolidae
Product: Y+L amino acid transporter 2
Exons: 11
Coding region: 2258-3784 (508 amino acids)
Biological process (GO): amino acid transmembrane transport
Cellular component (GO): membrane
Molecular function (GO): L-amino acid transmembrane transporter activity
Source: RefSeq, a predicted model, not a curated record
CAUGAGACCUUUUAAAAAAGUUAGACACAACCAGAUAGUUAGGCCUCCUCUCCUGGUAUCUGGCUCAUGCUAGGGGAUGUUGGAACCACCUCUGGACCUUGGAGAAGAAGUGAAGGCAGAUAGAACAUCAAUGAGGAGAGGAAAGAACCAUCAAUUUUGGACAAUAAGAAUUGAACUCUGACCUGUGUGUGGACUGAUAACAAAUUGGAUUGCUACCUCUAAAUGUAUUAAUCCCUUUUAUUCUCAUGUUUUCUAUCUAUGAUUUCCGUAAUGCAAUGCAACCCUAGGAAUGAAGUACAGUGAGUAUUGCACAUAAUUACAUGCCACCACAUGAAGGUUGUUUUUUGUCCUAGCAAAUUGAGGAGGAUCCAGAAAAUUAAUGUCCCACUUAAUUGUAGAUAUUGUGUUAAUAAACCUGGCAGUUUUAAAAGGCAUAGCUGUAUCGGCCUGGAAUAUUAAUACACAAAACUAUCUUACAGCACCCUUGAGGCUAAAUGAGAGAACAAAGUUGGUAGCAUAAGCUUUCAUAGACUUUGGUUUACUUCAUCAGAGGCAUCAUCAUACCGACUUCUUUCUCUCUGGCCCCAUUUAGAGUGACAUAUUCCAGCAGUUUGAAACUCAUUUCAGUGUAAUGUGUAAUGUAGUUUAAUGCAGUUGGACUACAUUAUUAGAGUCUACACUUCCAUAUAAUGCAGUUCCAUUAUAUGAUCAGUUAUGGGGCUCCAGUCUAAAAGGUGCUACAAGAUCCCUUUGCAAAGCUGCACUUCUUGAAAUAUGUCAACUAGAGAGUAUAAGUGGAGAAAAGGAAGAAGAAGAGCUAGAAAUAUAACGAGGAAAUGUCAAUCAGUCUUACACAAACAGGGAAGAGGAACCUUUGGCAUUCAUAAAUGAGUUAACUGUUUGAUAAAGAUGAUUUGUUUGACUAGGGACCUCUUCACAUGGGGCAUUUUUACCUCUAUAAAAACCUGUAUAGUUUCUUGCACCUGAGGCUGAAUCUGUACUUCCAUGUAAUCCAGUUUCACAAUACAGAUUCAUUGCAUUGAACUGCAUUAUAUGGCAGUGUAGACUCACAUUAUCCAGUUGAAUGCUGUUAAUCUGCAUUCUGAAACUGGAUUAUAUGGCUUUGUAGAUCCAGCCUGAGAGACAUUUCUGUGUACCAUGACAGACUCAUUGUAGCUAUACAUUUAUUGGUACCCUUCAUAUAUAACUGAAGAGGCAACAUUGACAAAUGAUAUCAGAACUGAUGGGAUACUCCAAGAAUACAGUGGGAAAGCCUUGCAUUAGAUUUUGUUGGUUCUGAUUAGUCUCAAGGUAAUCUGGAAAAGCACACGGGCUUUAGGACUGUGUAGAUGGGUCCUCGGAGGAAAAAAUGUGGGGCAACUUAUAUAUGAUUGCACUCUAAAUCCCGUUGCUCUUAAGGAAAUUUGCAUACAAUGCUAUUGGAGUCAGGCCAUUCAUCUUCCUAUGCAAUAAUACCAAGUGAACGCACUAUGUCAUGAAACUUGCCUCUUCAUCUGGCGUGGUGAGUUGACUCUGAAUGAGUGACUCAUGAGUGGAUGCUUUUCUGCUUGGUCUCAUGCUUAGCUUUAGAGUAAUUCCACUCAUUCUUCUUUAAAAAUGGAUUGGUUUAAAUCAACAUCCUGUGUAAAAUAACCCAUUGCAACCACUUCAGGACUUUAGUAUCAAAGGUCAUAAUGGAAAAUUCUAGGAAUUUAGGAAGAAAUGUAAGAAACAACUGGCUAGACAGUUUCCUUUCUUUUAAAGCUAACAUUAUGCAUUUCUAAGAAAACCUGGAAAGAAAGGGCUUGGCUGUAGCUCCAGCAAUUGCUGCUCAUUUGUAAAUUUGAGCUGUUUAGAGAAAACCGAUUUGCUAUGUUGCUGCUGCUGAUUUGGGAGCCCCUGUUAUAAAGGACACAAAUAGCUAUUGCAGCAGCAGAGGGACAGAGAAUGGGGUCAUUCAUAUUCAUAUCACUUACCAUUCCUCACGAGGCAGCUGCUUGCUUGCUUGCUUGCUUGCUUGCCUACUUACUUAGUUGGAGCAUGAGGUCACUAUUCCAAUCCUGAACUAAACAGCGGCUUUCUUUCUAAACGAAGCAGGACGUCGGUGAUACCCGGCUUUGUAACAGAGUGUUGGAAAUUUGAGUCAUUUUGUUACUUUUGUUAUUAAAUAAGUCAGAAAUCCUUCCUGGUCUACUGCAUAUCAUUAAGAAAAGUAUCUUCAUUCCACUUCUGCUGCAAAGGUAAUGAUUAACUGAAGAUGACAGGCCCUUGGACAGUGUGUUGCAAGAAAAAGAAUACACCCAAAAAUGGAUUACAGGAAUUGGACUCAGUGGCAGAGAACAAGAAGGAAAAAAUGCAGAUGAAACAAGAAAUCACCUUGUUGAAUGGCAUUUCUUUAAUAGUAGGGAACAUGAUUGGCUCAGGGAUAUUUGUAUCACCCAAAGGAGUUCUGAUGUACAGUGGCUCCUAUGGACUCUCGCUCCUUCUCUGGGCCCUUGGUGGGAUCUUUUCAUUGUUUGGAGCACUGUGCUAUGCUGAGCUGGGGACAUCCAUAAUUAAAUCAGGAGCAAGUUAUGCCUAUAUUCUAGAAGCCUUUGGAGGCUUUAUAGCCUUUAUCAGACUGUGGUCCUCUUUGCUUAUUAUUGAACCAACAACUCAAGCAGUCAUAGCCAUCACUUUUGCUAACUACAUUGUACAGCCAAUCUUUCCAUUCUGUGAACCACCCUAUGGAGCUGUCCGGUUAAUUGCAGCUGCCUGCAUCUGCUCCUUGACAUUUAUUAACUGUGUCAAUGUGAAGUGGGGAACCAGAGUACAAGAUCUUUUCACAUAUGCUAAAGUUAUGGCCCUUAUUAUGAUAAUAGCUGUGGGUCUGUAUAAGAUUAGCAAAGGAGAAACAGAUAAUCUCAAGGAACCAUUUGAAGGUUCAACUGCUGAUGCAGGAUUAAUUGCACUUGCUCUGUAUUCAGCGCUGUUUUCCUAUUCUGGAUGGGAUACGUUGAAUUUUGUCACAGAAGAAAUGAAAAACCCAGAAAGGAACCUGCCACUUUCCAUCGCAAUUUCCAUGCCUAUAGUGACAAUCAUUUACCUGCUAACUAAUGUGGCCUACUAUGUCGUGCUAGACAUGCCUGCUCUGCUAGCAAGUGAUGCUGUGGCUGUGACUUUUGGAAAUGAAACCCUUAGCUAUGCAAAGUGGAUUAUCCCAAUUGCAGUGGCUAUGUCUUGUUACGGAGGAUUAAACUCAUCAAUAAUUGCAGCUUCCAGGCUUUUUUAUGUUGGGGCCAGAGAAGGACACCUCCAUGACAGCCUGAGUUUGAUUCAUGUAAAAUGUUUCACACCUGUUCCUGCUCUUCUUUUUAAUGGUUUAAUGACUCUGGUUUAUCUCCUUGUGGAAGACAUCUUUCUCUUGAUCAAUUAUUAUUGUUUCAGCUAUUGGUUCUUUGUUGGGUUGUCCAUUGCAGGAUUAAUAUAUUUAAGAUACACCCAACCCGACAGGCCAAGGCCUAUCAAACUCAGCCUUUUCUUCCCCAUUGUGUACUGCAUAUGCAGCCUUUUCCUAGUCAUUGUUCCUCUCUACAGUGAUACAAUCAAUUCCAUUAUUGGAAUUGGCAUUGCACUCUCUGGAAUUCCUGCAUACUUCUUGGGAGUCUAUCUGCCAGAUGAAAAGAGACCUCGAUUUCUUCAGUGGCUUUCUGCCACAACCACAAAGUAUGUUCAGAUGCUAUUCUACUGCUGUCUGACAGAGCUGGACCUUGAAACUCAGAUGCCAGAAACCAAAGCCAAGUAGAAUAAGGUUGGCAGUUUCCACACUUGAAACAUCUAUGAGGCUGGAAAUGCUUUGUACUCUUGGGCUGCACCAGUGGACUCCACAACUGUACUGUGCAUCAUUUUGAUGUUUCUUAAUCUGUGCUACAUUAUUAGCUUUUUCUUGGUCUGAUUACCAGUUUGUGAAGUCUUUUUGCUGAUUCAAUUGCUGGUAAUUAAACUGUUUGGGGAGGUUUUUUUUUUUUGGGGGGGGGGGGAUAAUUGCAUUAUACAAAAACAAGCACUUAAUAAGUGCUGAGGGGUUUCUCUUUUUUUAGGUUAAUUAUAAAGGUAACUCAGUUACCUGUUGGAGACAAAUGUCUGGGAAAUGUAAAAUCAUGUCAAGAGGAGAAAUUAAAAACAUCCCUUCUACCCCACAAGGUAUAUGAACAUAUAGUAUAAAUGUUAAUUCUAGGGUGCUAUCGCAACAAUUUUAUACUCUGUUAUCUCAGAGUAAACCCCACUAAACUCUUAGGACUCACUUCUGAGUCAACAUGCAAAGGACUUUAUAUUUUUCAUAGAAAUAGGAGUAGAUUGAUUUUAUUCAUUUAGAUAACAGUAAUCUUUAGUUCUGAAUCUUUGGGAUACAGUAUUGUGACAAUGUAUAAUAGAAUCGAUGGAAAGAUACUAAUUAUUAUACAGCAAGGAAACAUGUAAGAAAACUUGGUUAAUCGAAAUCAGCCUUGGCUUAACUUACUGGCAUGGCCACAUCUAUAACUGAACAGUACAAGGGAACAUUGUCUUGUCAUUCACUUCAGGAAGCUUUGCUUACUCUUUUUCAAUUUACCACCAUGCUACCAAGAGGAUCAUAUGGGGCAGAAAGUUGAGCUGAUAGCAACUUCUUCUGCAAGACACUAGGGGACACUGAAGCAACACCAGAUUUCUAUUAUAAACAUUUGACCUUCCAUAUCCACUGGGGUUUGGUUCUAAGACUCCAUGUAGAUUACCAAAAUCCAUGAAUGUUCAAGUCCUAUUCUUAACAAACAGCAUAGUAAAAUGAUGUCCCUCAUGCAAAAUGACAACUCAAAUAAGACUGAGGACCUGUGAAAUAGCAGGAGGCUACAUAAGGGUAUGGCUACACAUCAUUGUAGUUAGUGCUCAAUGCAUGGAAAAAUCAAGGUCUGCUUUUUGGAACUAUUUUCCCAAGUAUUUUUGAACUGACCUCUCCUUCCCCCCCCCCCCCCCCAAAAAAAAAAAAUACAUUUGAGCCAAUUGUACAUAAUAUUGUCCUUAGGAUUUUUAACAUUUUAUAUUACAAAAAAGAGCUUGACACUCAACAUGGCAAAUUUAAGAUUACUCUUAUAUUGGGCUAUAAUUCUGUUUUACCAAAGAUAAAGGAGUUUAUGAGACAAUUAAAAAUAACUAUACAUGACAUGUUACUCCCAGUUUUUCUUCUGAAUGCGCCACUGCUUGUAUAAAGGACACAAAGCAUAACACAAUCAACAUUCUUUUUGUUCUAGUCACAGUAUUUUAUAUUACAAGCAAAUGAAUGUUGUAUUAUUGUAUAGAAUGAUGAUCUAUACAUAUAUUUUGAAUAAACAUAGGUUUAAAAUAUAUUGAUUUUUCAUUUGGGUUUUUCCUAAAAACCACCAAACCAAUGCAUAAAAAGAACAAGGACUGCAUCCACUCUCUUUUGUUGUUGUUAUAUAUAGCUAAAAUAAAAUUUAUAAAAAGUCUUCUUGUACAAAUAUGUUGGUAAAUGUUUCCUGAAUGCAUGCUUAUGCAAUAUUUUAUAUUUGACAAUAUCCUGAGGUAUUUGACUAGUUUGUAGCCCCAAUUUUUCCAUUGCUAAACUAGAAAGGAACUAUUAUAUCUAAUUUAAUAAAUUAGAUUAGAUAUUUGAAAAGAUUAGAGAGAUCUUUUAUGUAAUGUGAAGCGAUUUAAAGCAUGUUGAAUUUCCAUUAUCUCCCAACCAGUAGCUGAAAAAAGUCAGUGGGAUAGAGAAUAUGCAAUCCCAAAUCCAGAAAUGAAACCAAUACAAAAUAAUCACUGAAAUAUAGAUCUCCCAGAGCUUGAUAAAAUUACUUUUUAGGUUACAAUUCUUAGUCUUUCUCAACCAGCAUGGCCACUGCAUGUGUGUCUCAAGAGAUAUAAUUCAAAAUGGACCUUUUCCAAGAUCUGUAAUCACUUGAGAAGCUAUAUUUGCCCUUUAUUUCUAAAACCCUAAGCCUUUUAAGAAGGUAGUUUUAUGAUCUAAAGCUGUGGUAGGAAGCCAGGUUAUCAUAUUUUCCAUAUUGACUUUCAUGGAAUGAAAGCAGCAUCUUGAACAUCUGUAUAGGACUUAGUAGAAUAUGCCUUUUUGACUCAUCUCUGGAUCAAAACUGGUAUUAUGCUAAAUGUUUUUCUCAGCCAGUAGUCAACCUUUCCCUCAACAUAUUUUCUCCUCGGUGUCCUAAGAGUACUCCUCCAUAAACAAGCUAUUCCUUCUGUUCAUUCUCAGGGAGAAUACAGGAGUAGGCAAAAUAAAUGUAGAGGCUACAGCUGAUUCACUAUGCAUUUAGAUUACAGUAGUGAAAAAAAAUCCUGAAAUGAAUGUUUAGCCUGUUAUUAGUAAUAUAUAAAAAUCAGGAUAUGGUCUAAUCAGAAUUUGAUCUUUUUCAAACCAAUUAGUUUAAUUGGCGAAAGCAUUUGAACAUCCAAUCAUGCAAGCCCUCUAUCGCUGAUAUGAAAGUGUUUCAUUUUGACUAGAUUGUUUUUCUCAUUCUUUUAUUUGUAUAUUUCAUCUAACAAGUUGCAUCCCACCAUUACUCCAAUACAUUCAACAUAGCAGAUAUAACUUCUCCUUCAUCUCACUACAUCCUCACAACAACUCCCUGAAAUAGGCCAGUCUGAGAGAAUAAUGGGCCCAUGGUCAUCCUCUGAAUUUCAAGAUUCGAUUAGGUCUGGGAUUGGGAUCUCUCUAACUCCAUGCAACACUGUGACUGUUGUACUAUACUGCUAUACUAUGCUGGCUUUCUUUAAGGGAUGUAGAUGUGUCAUACUAUACUGCUAUACUACACUGGCUUUCUUUUUAAGGGAUGCAGAUGUGCAGCCAUGUGCAAAUAAUAUGCCUAAACAAUGUUAUUCCAAAUCAGCAGGAUUAAUCAGUAUGCAUCAGGCCAAACUACAUUUUGGCUUGGAUUCAACUGUUAGUCUUGAUUAGACUCAUUAGAUCAAUGAAAAUCAUAUGUUGAUUUACCAUACAGCAAAUGAUUGAGUGGGUCUACUCUAUAUAGAACUAACCAAGAAGAAUCCAGCACAGGGACACCUCUUUCUCUUUUUUUUAAUCAUUAUUGCCAUUAUCAUUGAGACAUCUGGGAUAUGUUCCAUAUCAGGACUAUUGGAUGUGCAAGGCAAAUGUGGUUUUUCUGCAGUAAAACUCCCUGGAGUUCCCAUUUUCCCCUUAAAGUUUCUAUUUGCAUAAUAUUAUGGCCUUCACUUGAAUCCAGAAUGGAAAUGUAUAAUCCCUCCCAAGGCUGGAGACUGCAUCUCCCAUUCUUCCUCACCACUGGCUAUAUUGGGUGAGUCUAAUGGGAGUUGCAAUUUAACCAUAUCUGGAGGGCCAUGUUUUUCUCACUGCUUAUUUGAGCUAACCUAGGUACAAUUACUGGAAAUAACAACCACACAUUCUGAAGAAGCAUAGUUGUGGAAUUCUCUUCCUUUUCCAAAGAUAUAUGAAAGACAUAGGAGCAGACAUGAGCUCAUUUUCUAUACCGUCUGUUUUGAAAACCAGAAAUGUCCUGCUUCAUACGGUCAGGGAAUGUGUUGAACUUAGAUAAAAUUAACAUUGUUGUUCUAUUUUAGAAAAUGCCAACAAUUUUACAGAAGUGUGAGUACAAUAAGGCUGCUGACAUUUAUUUUAGUUGUUCUUAAUAGAAGUAAUCCCAGGGUAUGGGAACAGGGCACUUUGAGUAAUUCUAGAGAAAGGCCUCCGUCAAAAUGUUGGCAAGACAACUGAACAUUUCCUUUCCUCUACAGGGUAAGUAGACUUGUGGGAACAGAUUAAAAAGAAAUCUUGGCAGAAGAGAAAUAGGAAAUGUCCAAAUACGGCCACAACAAAAUUCAGGGUAGCGCUGUAAUAAUAAAUUACCCUUUGUGACAUUAUGGGGUGGAACUGCUAGACCAUUCUGUUGCAAAACAGAGUAUUCAGAAAGUAUUUCCCUACAAUGGUGAUUUAUAUUUACCUAUAGUGUGGCAUGACAUAGUAAAUCUGCUAAAAUCCGUUCUUCACAAAACUCCAGAAAGUGUUUAUUCCCUCUCCUAAUUUUUCAUCCAGCCAUCCUCUUUACAUAGCAUUAAUAUAUUAAAAUAUGCUUGGUAUGGUACAAGUAAAAUUAGCAGGUUAAGCACAUUCAGAAAAAAAAUCAGAACAGGCAUAUUCUCCUUUGAGAUAGCAAACUUCAGUUCACUUGUCUUCUAUAUUGACAGAAACAAAAACUAGACAUGUCAAAUAAAAUUAUUGUUUCUGUUUCACAUAGCUUGGCCAUCAGUAUUGGUUUGUAUCAUCUUUUUCAAUGGUAGUGUGGACACUUAUGUCAACAUCUAGAAUAUGCUAAAAGACCUUCCAUUAGAAAAGUGCUGUAUAAUUCUUCAAACAGAGCUGGGCCACAUCUCCUUCUAGCUCACUACAGGCCCCCAAACACAGACAUUUACUGGCUGAUGGAGAGCAAAAGCAGUUUUAAACAUCUAGCUGUUUCUGGAACAGCAACGACCUCCUACAGGUCCUGUGGAUAACCUAGAGCUUUCCCAUAGUUGCCCUCACCUCUAGGAAUACAGCUGCCCUCCCUUCUUUGCACCAGCUAGUAAAUAGCUAUAUUGGAAAGAAGGGACCUGCAAUAGCUAAACGGUGAUUUGGAGAGAAUUUGAUAGUUAACGGUAGGAUUCAGACAACCAAUAAAGUCAUGAAGAUGUAAACUGUAGUUUUGUCUUUAACUUGCUUGGAUAUCAGACAUUAAUAUAACUGUUUUCAAAUCAAUGUCCAGUUUCUGUCAGGUUGGUGAUAGAGGAUAAAUCUUUAUCAGUGUAGCUGUCUAGUCCCCAAGGGAAAGUCUUAGAACAGCAGAAUAGCUCUAAAACACACAACAGCCUCUUGAGCACUCACUGACUAGCCACGAAGGUACAGGUGAGUGUCAUUCAGCUGCCUUUGUAUAUGCAGGCAAGAAGAUACAAAUCUUGGCUAGCCCUCUCCUUCAACAAGUUUAGAGCAUAAUAGUUUGAAACCCUUGGGUUGUAGAGAUGACAAGACAAUCGUGUCAAUUUGAGAAGUUGAAGGCAAACCUGGGCGAGAUUCUUAUUCCCUAUCCUCUGUGACUCCCACUAUCCUUAACCAGAGCAACUGUACCAGACAUAAAUUUAGAUUUGCAGUUCCUUGAAUGCUAAGCCACUGUAGUCUGCUGUCCUGCCAACAGAUUUGCUUCAGAUUGGAACAGUACAGCAAUAUUUUAAUACUUGUCAGGUAGAUAUUGGGGGGGGGGGGGAUAACAAUUUUUCUCCAUAGUAACUGCUAUGUAAGUAGUAUGCUUACUUGCCAGUUGGCAAUUUCCAAAGCAGCUGAUGAACAAAUUGUUCACACACAGUAUCUGGACUAUGACUUCCCUUGUCCAUUGGAGUAAUAUGUUAGGACACUUUCCUAAGAUUUAUCUUUCUCUUUUAUCUGUAUCUUCUUCAAAUGUUUUGUUGAGGCCUCUUAAAGUAUGGUUGUGAGAUCUCUUCAGCACUGAAAGAUCCAUUAGUUACAAAUCAAUUGUGUACACCCAUUUCAGCAGUAUUGACUUUUAAAUGUUUGGAAGGAAUUUUUCUCUCAUACCUACAAGUACAAUCUUAUAAAUGUUUAUUCAAAAAGUAAAUUCUACCAUGUUCAUAGGACUUAACUUUCUAAUUAGUAUGUUUAGUUGCAUAAAUUCUAUGGUGGCUGCCAGAUGAAAAAUCCAUUGAUUUUUUGGUCUUAUGAGAUUAAAUAAUAUAUGUUGCAUUAAUUGACACAAUUGAAAAUUAUCAUUUUUUUUAAUCCAAAAGUACUUACCAACUAAAAGAAGUGUCUAUGCAGAGAAAGCAACUGCUUUGACCUUUCUAUUGUUACUGAAUUGUAAAUAAAGGCAUCUAUUGUUUGAGCUUGAA